AUGGGCGACUAUACCUCUGAUCCAAUCCUGUCGGAUGCGGACCCAAACCUCGAUAACUUCAAGAACACGCUCGCACACAAUACUGUGAACGAUGUUCUCGUCGCCGCCGACGGUGAAGUCCAGCGCUACGUACGAUCGUAUAUUGUGAUGCCUUCGAUGGUCUACGGCGCCCUCAAGGGACCGCUCGUUGACGCUGGAAUCGCUCAUGCAUACAAUAUAACGAUUCCCACGAUGAUCAAGCUGUGCCUACAACGCGGGCAAGUAGCAAUGGUCGGCAAGGGCCUGAACAGAUGGCCCGUAAAACACAUCGACGAUACGGCCGACUUCUACAAGCUGAUCCUGCAGCAUGCUCUUGCGGAUGAUGCGCCUCAUGGCGCACAAGGAACCUACGUUACGGAGAACGGCGAGGUUACACUGGCGGUUGGGGCAAAGUGGUAUAUGAAAGCCCUCCAUGCGCAUGGAAAGAGUGCCAAGGCGGAACCGGAAAGCUUCACCACGGCUGAGAUCGAGAAGAACCCAUUUCUUUCCUACAUGGGCACGGAUGAUCGUAUCAGAGGGGAUCGCGCACGCCAGAUAGGCUGGUACCCAGCGCACGGAGUCGAGGACUUCUUCGAAUGCGUACAACAGGAAGUUGAGGACAUUCUCGCCGUAAGGGAGUGA
Peniophora sp. CBMAI 1063 is the source of this 660-nucleotide messenger RNA. Lineage: Eukaryota; Fungi; Basidiomycota; Agaricomycetes; Russulales; Peniophoraceae. The record is from the annotation of a GenBank genome assembly.